This is a messenger RNA of Rhincodon typus (whale shark), 2276 nucleotides long. RefSeq names its product ribophorin II (gene rpn2). NCBI's taxonomy places the organism in Eukaryota, Metazoa, Chordata, Chondrichthyes, Orectolobiformes, Rhincodontidae. Gene Ontology annotation, biological process: protein N-linked glycosylation. Gene Ontology annotation, cellular component: membrane; oligosaccharyltransferase complex. Bases 100 to 1989 code for a protein of 629 amino acids. The transcript has 17 exons. The record is from RefSeq and is a predicted model, not a curated record.
CCGGAAGUGGAUAUGUAGUAGGUUUGACCUCGCUUUCCCCCCGCCCCCCCCUCCUCUGGUUGGGUGACCUCCUCCCCCUCUCCCUGAGGCGCCGUGACAAUGGGAGCAGCAGGUACAGGGACUCUGUUCACCUUGGCUUUGUUAGCCAUUACACAAGCUGCCACUGUUAAACACUAUUUGUCAGAUUCUGAUAUUGAAAGAUUAGCGCAAACUUUAAAACAACCUUAUAUUAAUUUGGAGAAUGCCUAUUACACCAUAGUUGGCUUGCAAAAGCUUGGGGAUCAAGUACCAGAUGAACAGGCCGCUUGCAACUUUUUGAAAUCACAAGUAGAUUCCAGAAAUGUUGAUUCUCUUUUCUACGCUGCUGAAGCAAGUCAAGCCCUCUCUAAUUGUGAAAUUAAAGUCAGCAAUGAAACUCGAGAUCUCUUGUUGGCAGCUGUGAGCGAUGAUUCUUCAAUUACCCAGAUUUACCACGCAGUUGGAGCUUUGAGUAAUUUUGGCCUUCCUGUGGCAUCUCGGGAUGUUCUUGCAGCCCUUUCUGCUCACAUUUCUAAGGAUGAUGGAUCCUUGGGAAUUAUCCAUGCAUUGUUUGCAGCUUCUUACCUAUCUCAGCAGGCUAAUCUAAGGAGCAUUCUGGAAGAGAUUGAGGAUCUGGUUGCACGUCUUGAUGAUUUGGGAGGCAUUUAUCUUCAAUUCGAAGAAGGAUUAGAAACAACUGCAUUGUUUGUGGGUGCAGCAUAUAAGCUUUCUGACCAUGCUGGAACAGAGCCCGCAAUCAAAGAGGAUCAAGUCAUUCAGCUUGUUAAUGCUGUAUUCAGUAAGAAACAUUUUACCACAAUGUCCGAGGCUUUCAGCAUUGCCUGUGCUGCUGCAGCUUUGUCCCAUAAUCAGUACCAUAUUCCAAUCAUUGUGGUAGCUGAAGGAAUUGCUUCUGUUUCGCACAAGAAGCCCAACCUAAAGUUGCGUGUGACAAAUAUUUUGUCUGAGAGUCUGACUUCAGCUGAUGUUCAGCUUGAAAAUGCCAAGUCUACUUUGACAAAAAACACAGUUCUUCAGCAAACAUCCUUUGCUUUGAAAGGUGAUAUCUUUGAAUUAAAUUUUAUGGAGAUAAAGCCACCAAGUGGAUAUUAUGACUUUUCUAUCAAUGUGGAGGGUGAUAGCCGAUUUAUAGGAAACCACAUCGAGAUCAAAGUCAAGGUUGCCACUGAAGUCGAUAUCACUAAUGUUGACCUCUCAGUAGUUGACAGGGAUCAAAGCAUUUCACCAAAGACCACCAGGGUGACUUAUCCGUCAAAAGCCAAGGGGCUUAUUACUGCUGACAGUCACCAGAGCUUUGCGUUAUCAUUCCAAUUGACAGACGUGAAUACUGGCACUGAGCUUACUCCACAUCAAACUUUUGUACGUCUCUACAAUCAGAAGACUGAUCAGGAGGUCGUAUUUGUGGCUGAACCAGAUAGUAAAAAAGUGUACAAGUUUGACCUAGAUGUGGCAGAGAGAAAAUCUGAAUUUAAUUCAGUUUCUGGAACCUAUUCCCUUUUUUUGAUCAUUGGAGAUGCAACAAUUGAAAACCCAAUUCUCUGGCACCUGGCUGAUGUUGCAAUUAAGUUUCCUGAUGAAGAGGCUCCAACUCCUGUGCAGACUCAGAAUGUCUUUGCCCCCAAGCCUGAAAUUCAGCACCUGUUUCGAGAGCCUGAAAAGAAGCCACCCAUUGCAGUCUCAAAUACUUUCACUGCCCUUGUUCUAGCACCCCUCUUACUGCUUAUAAUUCUGUGGAUCAAACUUGGUGUCAACAUCUCUAAUUUCACCUUUUCUCCGAGCACCAUUAUCUUCCAUUUGGGCCAUGCUGGAAUGUUGGGACUCAUGUAUGUAUACUGGACUCAACUGAACAUGUUUCAGACCCUGCAGUAUCUUGCUAUACUUGGCAGCAUCACAUUCUUUGCUGGAAACAGAAUGUUAGCUCAGAAGGCAGUAAAAAGAUCAGGGAAUUGAUAGAAGUUCAUGAAGAGGAAAUCUCUGAAGCUGAAAAAGAUUCCUGAAGCUUGAAGAUGUGCCACCAGAUUUUGAAACCUGAUUGUAAAUUCCUUCUUGAAGUGGUGAAGAUAUUUUUGUUUUUUUUUAAAGUGCACUGAUGUAUGGUCCAUGUGAGGCCAAUUCUGAUUUUUUUCAAGUAAUUGGGUACAUCUCAAGAGAUUGCUGGCUUCCCUUAUGGUCCUAUCUCGUACAUGUUUUGUAAUAUCAGUUAUGUUUUCUGCAAUAAACCUGAGCAGGAAAUAAAA